UAUUUUAAAUGUCAAGUUCACGUGUGGGAACAGGAAGCGAUACCAAAUACCGGUGUCUAGAAUUAAGUUCUAUCCAGUGCAGCUUCUGGUCUGGUUAUUUUAGGGAUCUGUUGCUCGAUAUGAUUUGACAUGAGUGGCAGAAGGAAGGCAAAACCCAACCGGGGUGGAGGACGCUUUAAUAAAGGUGGUGGAGGUGGUGGUGGUGGUGGAGGAGGAAAAAAAGCAUUCAGCGACUACGAUGAUGGUGAUUUUACCCUGGACCUUGGAUCUGGUCACUCCACCAAACCUCCUUCUAAAGGAAAAGGACGAGGGGCUUUUACAAGUAGAGGCAAUGGGGGCAGUAGAGGAAGGGGAAGAGGCAGCUCUCAGGGUCUUUCCAGCGGUGGCUACAGGCAGAAUGAAGAGGGGCUAGUUCAGAGUGGAUCUGACCGCUUCAAGCAUCCAUUACAGAAGAUACAUAUGACAUCAGAAAACAAGCUACACGUAAAGGAAUUACUGAAAGAACUUCAGAGUCAGGAGUACAAUACUCCGAAAAGUGGCUCAGAGUAUGAGGGAGAGGAAGAAGAGGAGGAGUAUGAUGAGUUGGACCAUCGUGAGGAAGGUCAGUUUUGGAUCACUCAGGAUGAUGGUGUCGGCUGUGCAGAAGACGAUGUCUGUGAAGAAGAUAGUGAGGAAGAAUCACGUCCCAAACCACAACCUGUUGUUUCCUUGUUUGCAUUAGGAACACUCUGCAGGUAUGGCUUUGACCGUGAGCGAAGCAGGCAAGCGCUGGAAGCAGCAGAAAGAGGUGGAAAAGGGGAAGUCGGAGCAACGCUGGAGAUUCUUCUCUCUCAGAUGUUUACUGAACGAUUUGGCUCAACUGCUCUAGACCUUCAGGUACCUGACCCUCCAUCAUAUGAGGAAUGCAUGGCCCUGCGACAGGAGGAGGCUGUUGCUUUAACUGCCAUCUUUGGAGAACGCUUCUGCGAAAGAAUCAGUGGCCACGUCUGGAUCAUCCAGCUGGAUCUGUUGUGGAUAAGUGAGGUCCGUAGCCAAAGCUCAAAGUUGACAAAAAAAGAACAGACGACGAAGUCUUCAUCUACUCAGUUGUGUAAGUUCUACUUAAAGGGAUCCGGGUGUAGAUAUGGGAAGAACUGUCGUUUUAAACACCAAAGACCAAAUGAGUCAAGCAACCACAAAAACCCAUGUGGACCCAGCCAGCCUGGUUUUAGCAGUACUGAUUGCCCUGUAUACCAGCUGGAGGUCCGCUUUCCUCAGGGAAACCGCUACCCUUUUCAACCACCAUUAGCUGCCUUCAGUAGCACGGAUGAGGCAAUCUCUGGAGCGGGACGUCUUAAUGUGACUGAAUAUCUCUUUGGCCAAACACUUUCAGCGGCACAAGAGGGUGAGCCUGUGGUUUACACCCUCGUCUCCUGUCUUGAGGAAGAUGGACCGAUCAAAGAGCUCCUUUCAGCUUCACAUCACAAAUAUAGUGCUCCACCACCUAUAUUAGCCAAACCCAUCGUUACUGCGACAAGAAUUUCUAACACAAAGUGCACUUCAACUGAGAGUACACCAAGCAGUACUACAGUUUCUUCACGAUUCACUAAUGCAGCACAGAACACCAAACCCGCAGUCAUGCAUACAGAAGGAGACACACACAGCGCUGAAGAUUUUGAAGAUGAGCAAUAUGAUGGCGAUGCCGAAGAAAGUGUCCCCAUAGAGAACGAGAGCUAUGUGAACUUUAGAAAGAGGAUGGAGAAAAAAACUGAGUUGAGAGCUGAAGAGGUGCAGCAGGAGAACAAGAAGCUUUGUAGAGAGUUUAGGAGAAAACAGUCUUCUAGGCGCUACGAGUCCAUGCAGGAGCAGAGGGUCAAGCUGCCUGUGUGGGAGAAGAGACAUAACAUUCUCAAUGCUCUGGAGAAGAAUCAGGUUCUGGUGAUCAGUGGAAUGACUGGGUGUGGUAAGACCACUCAGAUUCCUCAGUUUAUCCUGGACAACUCUCUAAAUGGACGAGGGGAAAGUGUAGCCAACAUAAUAUGCACUCAGCCUCGCCGUAUAUCUGCAAUUGCUGUAGCAUCCAGAGUUGCUCAGGAAAGAGCUGAGACUCUGGGCCACUCCACUGGAUACCAGAUCCGUCUGGAGACUGUCAGAUCCUCCUGCACUAGACUGCUGUUCUGCACCACUGGGGUUUUAUUACGCAGGCUAGAAGGGGACACCCAGCUCAGUGGAGUCACACAUGUCAUAGUAGAUGAGGUUCAUGAACGCACAGAAGAGAGUGACUUCCUGUUGCUUGUUCUGAAGGAUCUGAUGUUGGAAAGGCCUGACCUGAAGAUCAUCAUGAUGAGUGCUACUCUCAAUGCUAAUCUCUUUUCAGACUAUUUCCACAAAUGCCCCACCAUCCAUAUACCAGGACGUACAUUCCCAGUGGAACAGUUUUUUCUUGAAGAUGCAAUUGCAAUGAGCAGGUAUGUGAUAGAGGACCGCAGCCCAUACCGGCGCAUGGCAAAGCAGAAUGGUCGGCCAAAUCAAAGGCCUGGAAAAGCACAUUCUGCUGCGAUGAACAUGGAUGAUGAUGAUGGUAGCUGGUCUUUUAGCUCCUUAGUAAGGAAAGAUUCAGUCAAAGACUCCGUCCCUGACCAGCAACUCGGUGUGCACGAGCUCACACUGCGAUAUUCAACUUGCUCAAAAGCUGUGGUGAAAACUCUGGCUGCAAUGGACCUGGAUAAAAUCAACAUGGAUCUUGUGGAGGGUCUGCUGGAGUGGAUUGUAAAUGGAGAGCACACUUACCCUCCAGGUGCUGUUCUGGUCUUCUUGCCUGGAUUAGCUGAAAUUAAGCAGUUAUAUGAGCAGCUGCAAGCCAAUAGGAUGUUUAACAACAGAAGAGCUAAGAAGUGUGUGGUAUACCCACUUCACUCCUCUCUGUCCAAUGAGGAUCAGCAGGCAGUGUUUACACGGCCACCUGAGGGUGUGACUAAAAUUAUCAUCUCUACUAACAUCGCAGAGACAUCAGUAACCAUUGAUGAUGUAGUUUACGUCAUUGAUUCCGGCAGAAUGAAAGAGAAGAGGUAUGAUGCCAGUCGCAGUAUGGAGAGUUUAGAGGAUGUGUGGGUGUCUCGUGCCAACGCUUUGCAGAGGAAAGGCCGAGCUGGCCGUGUGGCCUCUGGGGUGUGCUUUCAUCUGUUCACCAGCCAUCGCUUUAAUCACCACCUUAGCCAACAGCAGCUGCCUGAGAUCCAGAGAGUGCCACUGGAGCAACUCUGCCUCAGGAUUAAAGUGUUGGAGAUGUUCUCCAAGUCUCCCCUGCACUCUGUGUUUUCUCGGCUCAUAGAACCCCCAGAACAAGGCAGUCUCGAUGCAGCUAAGCAGAGACUCUGUGCUCUUGGUGCACUUACUGAUGCCGAGUGUCUCACUCCUCUUGGUUGGCAUCUUGCCUGCCUCCCUGUAGAUGUACGCAUUGGAAAGUUGAUGCUUCUGGGUGCAAUCUUUCGCUGUCUGGACCCAGCCCUAACCAUUGCAGCUAGUCUGGCCUUCAAGAGCCCAUUCGUCUCUCCGUGGGAUAAAAGAGAGGAAGCCAAUGAGCGAAAACUCUUAUUUUCUUUUGCCAACAGCGACCAUCUUGCUCUGCUACAGGCCUAUAAGGGUUGGUGUACUGCAGCAAAGAAUGGUUCACAGGCUGGCUACCUGUACUGCAGAGAGAACUUCCUGUCUAUCCGUGGACUACAGGAAAUAGCAUGUCUGAAAAGGCAGUUUGCAGAGCUCCUUUCUGAUAUUGGCUUUGUAAAGGAUGGCUUGAAGGUCAGAAACAUAGAGAGGAUGAGCUCUACAGGAACAGAUGGUGUGCUGGAGGCUACAGGUUAUGAGGCAAAUCUAAACUCUGAUAACACAAAGCUGAUGUCAGCAAUGCUGUGUGCAGCCCUCUACCCAAAUGUUGUCCAGGUGCAGACUCCACAGGGGAAGUAUAAGCUGACAAGUAAAGGGGCUGUAAAGAUGAAGCCUAAAGCUGAGGAACUUCGCUUCCUCACUAAAAAUGAUGGAGCAGUUCACAUCCAUCCUUCAUCUGUCAACUUUAUGGUGCGUCAUUAUGAAAGUCCAUACCUGGUCUACCACGAGAAAGUGAAGACCAGCCGCGUGUUUAUCAGAGACUGCAGUAUGGUGUGCAUGUAUCCCAUGGUGCUGCUCGGUGGGGGGAAGGUCAAUGUGGAGCUACAGCGCGGCGAGUUUAUAAUCUCUCUGGACGACGGGUGGAUUCGAUUCACUGCUGCCUCACAUGAAGUCGCUGAGCUGGUGAAGGAGCUACGCUGGGAGCUUGACCAACUCCUGGAGGAGAAAAUCAGGAACCCCAGCAUGGACUUGACUACCUGCCCACGAGGCUCCCGCAUCAUACACACCAUAGUAUCUCUUAUCUCAACCCAGUAACAUUCAAGAAUGUGCACACAGUUCUCACCACCAUCUGCCUUGCAUGCAAAUGAAUUAUGCAUCAGUCAUAUCCACCAGUUAUGCCUAAUAUUAUUUUUAAUAUUUAAACUGGACAAUUCAGAUUAUGCAUACUGUAAUUUGAACAUUAUUUGAGAAUUGGCAUGGAUACUGCUUUCUUAUUUUUUUUGCCCAUUUUCAACCAGUGUUCUACAAUGAAUAGGAAACACAACAAAGUCUUGAAUGUUAUUUAAUUAAGUAGUAUUGCUUAGUAUUACUAUAAAUACAGGACAGUGUAAAAUAUCAGCGAGACACUGAUAUUUAGCAAACAAUUUAAAGAAGUGUCAUAUGCAAAAAUAAUCUUUAUAACUGUCUUCAGAUUAAAAACAUUUUCUAUGAAA
Molecule: messenger RNA, 4796 nt
Organism: Silurus meridionalis
Lineage: Eukaryota; Metazoa; Chordata; Actinopteri; Siluriformes; Siluridae
Gene: dhx57
Product: DEAH (Asp-Glu-Ala-Asp/His) box polypeptide 57
Exons: 23
Coding region: 130-4398 (1422 amino acids)
Cellular component (GO): intracellular anatomical structure
Molecular function (GO): RNA binding; metal ion binding; protein binding
Source: RefSeq, a predicted model, not a curated record